AUUGCUCUGGCCUGGCGGCGGGGCGGGGCUCGGCCCCACGCGCAGCUUCAGGGAGCGAUGCGCGGCGUCGGCGCCGGUGCCGGCAUGGCAGAGGAUUACAGAUGGAAAAUGCAAAGCCAAGAAAAGUCUUUUCUUUUUUCUUCUCAAGUAUUACAGAAUAAGGAAAUAAUGGCCUGAAUGAAGUUGCCUGUGCCAUGUAAAUGCUUUGAAGUUUUGUAAUGGCAGAAGCUAGGUCUUCAGAUAUUAAAAGAUCACGAAUAAGUUUGUCACUCAGUAGAAAUAAGAAAAAAAAAGGAACAACAAAAAAAGCAGAAGGUAAAGAAACACCAUCUAUACCUACAGCAUCCUCCUCUAUUAUUUCUUUUUUUAACAAUGUUCCCCCUGCCAAAAUUACAUGUCCCAUGUGUGGGCAAAUGGUGCCAAGAAACAGAAUAAACGAGCACAUGGAUGAAACAUGUUGCAGAAACCAUGGUGAGAUUGGCGUCAUUGAUUCAACACUCAACUCUUUUAGGAAUGCGAGUCCCCCAGCUGCAAAUGUGAGCAAUAAUUCCAGCUCAUAUUUUUCAAAAAAACUCUUAAAUCUAGAAACAAGUCCUUCCAAAACCAAUUUAUUGAAAACAGAAGGGAGUGCAGCACUACAGAUUAGUCCUUAUUUUAGCAAUAAUAGUUCAGUCUGUAGUGUUAAAAAUGAACCACAGACUCAAACAGUUAAAGUAGUCUCUUUGGGAAGCUUGUCAUCUAAACUGUCCAGAAGACGUAGUAGCCAGGGAGGAAAACAGAUUGUGUAUAAAGAGAUAGACUCUUCACCUCCAGCUGUUCACAAUACGUGCAAAAGUGCUGCAGCACAGGAUAACGAUGAUGAGAUUUAUGCUGGGCAUAGUUCUCAGAAAGAAAAUCAGCUCACUCAGAGAGAGAGCAAGGAACAAAAUUUUUCAAAGGAGGAACCUGAAUUCCAAGAAGAUACAAACAAAUGUAAUAGAGAAGACCUUGUGGAUAUUCAUGUAUCAUUACCAGCUGAUAACAUUAAUGUCAAAAGGUUACCAGUUGCUACAAGGAGCACCAAACCAGAAAGUAGGUCUGAGGGUGUGAUACAUAAUCCUGAUAAAUUUGAAACACAUCUAACCAUUUAUACUUCAGCAGAGCUGACGAGGAGUUUGGAAGUUGGGGCUCAGCCUCACACUCAGGUUAUUCCUUCUUCCAAGACAGAAGUGAACUGUGGUACACAAAAUUGCCUUGGCGAAGAUGAUGUACAGGUACUUCCCGUGGAAGUUCAUGAAGACUUUGAGGAUGAGAUUAAUCAUACUUUGUCAGAAACUGUGGAAAAGGUGGAAUUUCAAAAUUCCACUGGGGACAUUUUAGACAAAAUAAAUGAGGUUAUCUCUGUGCCCGGCUCUCCUGGUCACCCAUAUUACCUCCAGAAUUUUUUAGUGGUGCUGAGAGCAGUCCUGGAGAACAAAGAUGAUGUCAGACUCUUUGAUGAGCAAGAUAUGAAUAUUAUAACCAAGUUCUGCAAAUUAUCAGUUGGUGGUCAGAAGUUAUAUGUGAGACUUUUUCAACGCAAGCUGAACUGGUUAAAGGUGAACAAAAUAGAAUAUGGAGAAAUAAGUAUGGAUUUGUCACCAAUAAUCGAAGAACUGGCUGAAGCCAGAUUUCUGCAAACAGAGUCUGAACUGGAAGACCUGUGUGAAGGGUUGGAUUUGCUUUCAGCCCCUGAGCUAAAAACAUUGGCAAAGAUCUUUCACUUGCCAAACCCAAAUGGUCAGAAACAGCAACUUGUGGAUGAUUUUCUGAGGUUGGCAAAACAACGUUCAGUCUUCAGCAAGAGCCAGGCUGGUAUUGGGACAGUGAUUUUGAAAAGGGUGAAGGCCCUGGCUGGAAAAUCUGUCAGGGUCUGUAGAGGCCCUCGGGCUGUCUUUUCUCGAAUUCUGCUGCUAUUUUCUCUGUCUGAGUCAAUGGAGGAUGAAGAAGCUGGUAGUGCUGGUCAAGGCCUGCUCUCCACAGUCCUUAUGGUAAACAUGGGGCGUAUGGUAUUCCCCAGUUACACUGUAAAUAGGAAAACACAGGUCUUCCAGGACAGAGAAGAUCUUAUCAGGUAUGCAACUGCUGCUCAUCUGUCAAAUGACAUAGCCACUGCAAUGGUAAAUGGGAACUGGGAAGAAGCUAAUCAGCUAUAUAUGUGCGCUAAAGAAACCUGGAAUGAACUGAAAAAUCACCCGUCUUUGAGCUAUCACAGAGCUUUACCUGAGUAUCUGCGACAUUUCACAGUUGGCUGGGUAUAUACAAGAAUCCUUUCUCAAGGUGUUGAAAUUUUGCAGAGACUUCACAUGUAUAAGGAAGCGGUGAAGGAGCUGCAGACUCUUCUGUCUCAGGAUGUGUAUUGUACUGACAGCAGAGGGCGAUGGUGGGAUCGACUAGCUCUGAAUUUACAUCAGCACUUGAAAAACACUAAGAAGGCCAUUGACUGCAUCAGAAAGGGGCUGGCAGACCCCUUCGUACGUACUGGGCAUCGUCUCUCUCUCUACCAGCGGGCCCUGCGAAUCAGAGACUCGCCAAGCUGCAGGCAGUUCAGGUGCCUGUUUCAUGAUCUGCCAGUCAUAACUGUGGAGGAUGUGACACAUGUUACGAUCAAAGGAAAGAUGUGUCCUCAGAUGGGAAUGGGAAAAUCUGUAUUUCUAAUGGAGGAUAUUGAUGAUGAAGAAAGAGGCGAAGACUUCAGUGUAUCCACAGUCAUGUGCUCAGUUGAGGAGCUGGCGUUAACUCAUUACAGGCAGAAUGGUUUUGAUCAGGGUAUUCAUGGGGAAGGCUCAACAUUUAUGACGCUGUAUGGUAUUCUAAUGUGGGAUAUCGUUUUCAUGGAUGACAUACCCGACGUCUUCAGAAAUUCCUAUCAGACCUUCCCCCUGGAUUUAUACACUGACAGCUUCUAUGAGAACAGGAAGGAUGUCAUUGAGGCCAGACUCCAGCAGCUUCAUACAGCUUCCUCAGAGACACUGGUGAAGUUGAUCGCUGACAUCUGGACCGCUCAGGAGGGAAAAGCAGCAGCACUAGUUAGCUGGGGGCGGUUUAAUUCCCUCCAGCAGGUUCAGAGCCUUGUCUCUUGCCUUGGAGGAAUGUUUCUGAGCGGUGUUUUUAGGCGACUUUCCAAAGAUCUACGCCAUUGCAGAGGGGGACUUCCUGACCUGCUUGUGUGGCGUACUCACACUAAUGACUUUAAGCUGGUGGAAGUGAAAGGUCCCAACGAUCGCCUGUCCCCCAAGCAGAUGAUCUGGCUGAGUGAGCUGAAGAAGCUGGGUGCUGCAGUAGAAGUUUGUCACGUGCAAGCUGUUGGAGGCAAGAGUAAACGCCUCAGCUGACGCUAGCAGUCUCGAUGAUGCGGGUAAUGUGGGUGUUUUUUAAAGGGGGUAGGUAUGACACACACACUACUGGCUGCUGCUUAUUAAAAGUCAUUUCUUCUAAAAUUCCUGUCUCUUGAAACAUUACUGUAGUUAUUUUUAGCACAAAACAUUCUAAAAAUAGUUUGAGAAGACUGUCAGUAUGACUGUCAGUACUGUGUGUCACUUUGUGAUCAGAACAAAGCCUUCCUCUUCUAUACACAAUUCGUAACUUAGUCUAGGAAAGGUAAUCUAGGGGCUUGCCCAGUAAAGAGAAACAGCUGCAGUCGCACUGCUACCAACAGAGAACAUCCUCUGCAAUAAAAAAUGUGGUGCAUCAA
Molecule: messenger RNA, 3712 nt
Organism: Chroicocephalus ridibundus (black-headed gull)
Lineage: Eukaryota; Metazoa; Chordata; Aves; Charadriiformes; Laridae
Gene: FAN1
Product: FANCD2 and FANCI associated nuclease 1
Exons: 14
Coding region: 219-3353 (1044 amino acids)
Biological process (GO): interstrand cross-link repair
Cellular component (GO): nucleus
Molecular function (GO): flap-structured DNA binding; 5'-flap endonuclease activity; 5'-3' exonuclease activity
Source: RefSeq, a predicted model, not a curated record